This is a messenger RNA of Acanthoscelides obtectus, 4022 nucleotides long. Lineage: Eukaryota; Metazoa; Arthropoda; Insecta; Coleoptera; Chrysomelidae. The record is from the annotation of a GenBank genome assembly.
ACCAGCUGAUCGUAGCUCGCUCGACGCUCGUCGGGCAACGCGUAACGCCCGACGCCCGCGUGCUUCGAGGUUCCAAGCUUUAUUCCGUAUCGACGGACGCGACGGUGAAGCACGGAAAGUGAAGUUUAGUGACGCGUCGCCGGCUGCCGUCGAUAUUCCUCGUUUUUUGGAAGCUUCAUAAAGCUCUAGAAUACAGUUCCUCAUGCAUCAGUAUCAAUGUUAAACCAGUAACCAAAUCCAUAACCCAACAUGGAUCCUAUUGGUGCCAGUUGCUUCAGUCUUCAUAUUGAAGAGAAUAAUAGGGCUAUAAUAGAAGAAAGAAAACAAGACAGAAAAUUUAGUGAGAUUAUCGUAAGCUGUAGGUCGUUAAGUCACUAUGAAGGAAGAACAUUUAAGACCUUGUUACCACAGAUUUUGGCAGCCUUUAUUGCAGCAGGGUAUCACAUCGUAGUAGGUAUAUCUUUAGCAUACUCAGCCAUUUUGAUACCAGCCUUAGAUAGGAAUGUUACCAACGGAACAGAUGAUGGAGAAAUCACAGCCACAAAAACAGAAUGCUCAUGGAUAGCCAGUGUAUUGGUGAUAAUAAUCCCGUUGGGUGCAUUAUCUGGAGGAGUGAUCAUGGACCAAGUUGGUCGGCUAAACACUCUAAAAUUGGCAGCUAUACCAAGCGUUCUGGGAUGGUCACUAAUCGCAGCUGCCACAAACGUUCCUAUGAUUAUUUUCGGAAGACUCAUUGUUGGUUUUGCCUCAGCUUGGGGGACCAGUCCUGCAAUAGUCUACAUAACCGAAAUAGGUAGAGCAGAUAUGAGAGGAUCUCUGAUUUCAUCCGCACCCACAUUUGCGUCUUUAGGGAUGGUGAUUUGCUUCUUGAAAGGCUGGUUUCUUCAUUGGCGCACAGUAGCAUGGAUGUCCAUAGCUUACUGUACCAUUCCAUUGAUGCUCACGUUUUUCAUCCCGGAGAGUCCCGCUUGGCUGGUGUCUAAAGGAAGGAUCGAGGAAGCAGCUAAGUCACUCAGAUGGAUACACAAGUACCAACCACAGCCAGAAAAUAGAAAUGAAACAAUGGCUGAGCUGCAGUUGAAGUUCCUCCAAAAAGAGCACCAAGCCAAGUUGGAGAAACAAGCCAAAGAAGGUGGCUCGGGAGGUUUAGCGAAGAUGAAGCAGUUUAUGAAACCUACUGGAUACAAACCACUACUUAUCUUGUUUGGGCUAUUCUUUUUCCAGCAGUUUUCCGGAAUAUACAUUACGUUGUUCUACUCUGUCACAUUCUUUAAGGAAGUAGGCAGCACGCUAAACCCAUAUUUGGCAUCAACGUUCAUCGCAGCAGUUCGAAUGGCGAUGUCGUGCAUCAAUUCUUAUAUGUUACGUACCUUCCAUAGAAGGCCUUUGGUCAUUGUCAGUGGAAUUGGUAUGGCCAUAUGUAUGGGAUUUUCUGGGUUGUUCACUUACUGGAUUAAGCAAGGUACUUCAGACGCAAACUGGGUGCCAGUAAUGAUGAUCCUACUAUACGUCGUAACAUCUAUGGUGGGUUUGCUGCCAAUACCCUGGACAAUGACGGCGGAGCUCUUCCCCAUUGAGAUAAGAGGGAUAGCACACAGCAUUGCCUACAGUAUAGCUAAUCUGCUUAUGUUUGCUGCGGUGCAAAGCUAUUGGACCCUUGACUACUGGUUCAGUGGGGCAGCUGGCAUUCAAUGGUUCUUCACCGUAGUAUCUCUCAUGGCCAGUUUCUACGCAUUCAUAUUCUUACCGGAAACCCACGGAAAAAAGUUGUCAGACAUCACCACCUACUUCGUGAAGAACACUAUCUAUCUAGUGGCAGCCAAGAAAGCGAAACUGACGGCAAAUCAACAGGCACAGAAGAAGCAGACUAUCACUAGAGUCGGCAAGAAGGAUAUCGUCAAAUCACAGAAUGGACAAAAGGACAAACUUAUGGAUAAUGCUGUUAAUAGUUAGGUCUUUGCACAGAAGGACUUCUUAUUUUGUGGAGAUCUGAUCAAAAAGAAAAACACAGCAGCCGUAUGUGUGGUAUGUGGAGCAGUGCAUAAAAUAAUAUCUUUGUUUAAGGUGAAUUGCUAUCAAAUCUCGUAUACAAUACGCUAAUCAGGUUUUCUCACGAUAUGAUCCCCUAUUGGACCAUUCCACGGCAACAUUUCAUCGGAAGGUGAUUGUCACAUUAACGACAUUUUAAGAAAAUUUGAUUCUUUGAGCUUUUAUUCGUGUUACCGCUACUUUUUCCUGCCUGCUAGUUUGAGUUAUCAAUCAAGUCUCUACUUCAGCUCCAAAAACCAACUGGUAAAAUUGUUAUUAUAUUGCUGAAGUUAAUCUGCCAGGAGAGAUGUUUACGCAUUAAUGCAACCUCAAUAAGUACCAAAUGGGACCUCUCUGAAUUUCCUGUAGCAGUGUGGGCAUAGCAGUAUGUAUAAAUGUACCAAGAUCGAAUUCUAGGAUGACUUUAGAAUAAGGCUAGCCAUGGUAUCGCAGAAAGUUGGAAUAAGAUAAAUAAUGCAAACGUCUUAUUCUAUCAAGCUCAUUAUGUGACAAAUCAUUUGGUGUAAGUUCCGCAUACAGACAGAAAAUAGAAGUACCCAGAUGGAAAUAGAAGUACCCAGAUACAAAAAGAUGCAGCCAUAUGCAAUUCGCAAUAUGAACCCAACUCAAUCAGUGUUUUCUGUUUGAUUAGAUCUCAGAGAGAAUUUGAGAAAAUGAUUGCAAAAAGAAGAAGCGGUAUUGUAUGAACUAACUUGACAAUUUAACAAUGUAAAUAAGCAAAAUCUAAAACAAUAUUUCAUCUCAAGUUGUCUGAGGAGAAGUAUAUUGCUUGUAUAUGUCUCGAUGUGUUAAUUGUAAGCUACAGUGUUUGUCUAAAAGUUUAAAUAGUUACCGGAUGAAGGAAGUAUGAUCCCUGUUACUGAACUAUUCGUCAAUUAUUCUUACUGGUAUCAAAUUUGUUGAAAAAAGCUAAAUUAUAAGAAAAAACUUUGUUUAUUUUUAUUAUUUACUUUACGCCUGUUAUACAAUUAUUACGAAAAUGAUUCGUUUUUACUUUUUACAGCAGUAUUUUUAUACAUUAUAAGUUAUUUGUGAUAUUAAACAAAAUAUUUUGUAGAUUUUGUCUACAUAUAAUGAAUUUAGUUUAGUAUAUUCCACCAUAAAAUGAUUUUUAUGAUAUUUCUGUUAUACCAAUGCUACAAAAUAAUGACAUUGAAGGAUUAAUAUUUGUUUAGCUCCAGAAAUCGCGUAGUUACUUGCCAGUUUUUUGCAAUGGUGUUAAAUUAUCAAUAACUCAAGUCUUCCUCUGUACGCAAACGAUCCCAACAAGCAGGUGUUCCACUCUGUACAGUAUACCUCAAAGGGUUUAAUUUUUUCCUCAAACAAAGGUAGUGGGAGUAGCGUAUUAGAGUUUGAACAAGUCCAAAUAAGCACAGGUAUACUUAACUGUAUGUUCAUAGGAGUAUCAAAUAUACUGGUCUCUGAUAUGUCAGCAUCUUUUAAGAGAUGUUUUUGAGAAGAUAUGAGAAACUGACGAGUGCAGAUAUUGCUUAUACUUUGUUUUAAUUAGAAUUAGUUAUAGGUUCUGUAGCUUAAGACAAGCAACUUGUGCCUUUUAGCUUAAAGUCUGGAAAGAUGCCAGUAUGUUUUAUCAUUCCUUGCAACGAUAUCAAACCCAAGAUUAAUUCAAUUUUUAUUCUUAUGUGUUUUAUUAUUGAAAUAAGGUGAAUGUGGUGCAACAGAAUUCCAUUGAGGUGAAAAACAAGUGUUACACUUUUUUGAUAGGACCUCUCAAGAAAUGUAUAUAGUUUACUACAGGUGUAACGUCAAAAAUAUAAUUAAUAAAGAGCAUCAACUUAUAAAUAACAUGUGUUAUAAUUAAGUUAAGCACAAAAAUCGUAUUUUUUUAGCCAACUGAAAGAUGCAGCAUCUAUUUCAACAAAGUGUAAGUUUUGUUUUAUAAAUUUGAAAGUGUGAUUUUUUACUUGUCAUUUAAUAUCGAUGAAUAUCGUGAAUAAAUAUUAAUACUAAAA